UGAGCGCCGGGCCCGGGGAGAGCGGACCCAGCGGUGGAGAAUCGGGCGCGCCGGCGAGAAACGCCCUAAAGAGGAGGGGAGAGUGCGGCAGGGAGCCGAGGGACUGGCAGAGCGCGGCCCGGGGCCGGGAGCGAGCUGCAGCUGCGGCGGCGGGGAGCGGGCCAGGGCGCCGAGCGAGAGGAGCGAGCGCCGAGCGGCGCGGCUGAGGCGAGCGCUCACUUCUCCGCCAAGUGCCAACUUCGCGAGCGCCGGGGCGCGCACCGUCCGGGCGCGGGGCACGGCUGCGGGAAUCUGAGGUUGUAGGCAGGAAAGGGCGACUUUCUCCCCCGCCCCUCUCCCCCGCCCCCCGCGUCCUCUUACCCCCUCAGUUUUGCGAAUCCCCAUUAAAAAAAAAAAAAACGCAAACAACAACAACAGUCACCGCAAAGUUGCUCCAGUCCGGUCCGUCCCCUACUGCUGGCACCAUGAAGGCGGCCGUCGACCUCAAGCCGACUCUCACCAUCAUCAAGACGGAAAAAGUGGAUUUGGAGCUUUUCCCCUCCCCGGAUAUGGAAUGUGCAGAUGUCCCUCUAUUAACUCCUAGUAGCAAAGAAAUGAUGUCUCAAGCCUUGAAAGCUACUUUCAGUGGUUUCACUAAAGAGCAGCAAAGACUGGGAAUCCCAAAAGAUCCCCGGCAGUGGACAGAGACCCAUGUGCGGGACUGGGUGAUGUGGGCGGUGAAUGAGUUCAGCCUGAAGGGUGUGGACUUCCAGAAGUUCUGUAUGAAUGGAGCAGCUCUCUGUGCCCUGGGUAAAGACUGCUUUCUUGAGCUGGCCCCAGAUUUUGUCGGGGACAUCCUAUGGGAGCACCUGGAGAUCCUGCAGAAAGAGGAUGUCAAGCCCUAUCAGGUGAAUGGCGUCAACCCUACCUAUCCAGAGUCUCGUUACACCUCGGAUUACUUCAUCAGCUAUGGUAUUGAGCAUGCCCAGUGUGUUCCUCCAUCGGAGUUCUCCGAGCCCAGCUUCAUCACAGAGUCCUACCAGACCCUCCACCCCAUCAGCUCAGAGGAGCUCCUCUCUCUCAAGUAUGAGAAUGACUACCCCUCGGUCAUCCUCCGCGACCCUCUCCAAACUGACACCUUGCAGACCGACUACUUUGCCAUCAAACAGGAAGUUGUGACCCCGGACAACAUGUGCAUGGGGCGUACCAGUCGUGGUAAGCUCGGGGGCCAGGAUUCUUUUGAGAGCGUAGAGAGCUACGAUAGUUGCGAUCGUCUCACCCAGUCCUGGAGCAGCCAGUCGUCCUUCAACAGCCUGCAGCGUGUGCCGUCUUAUGACAGCUUCGACUCAGAGGACUACCCGGCUGCCCUGCCCAACCACAAACCCAAGGGCACUUUCAAGGACUAUGUGCGUGACCGUGCUGACCUCAACAAGGACAAGCCUGUCAUUCCUGCUGCUGCCCUGGCUGGCUACACAGGCAGUGGACCGAUCCAGCUGUGGCAGUUUCUUCUGGAGUUACUCACUGAUAAGUCCUGUCAGUCCUUUAUCAGCUGGACAGGAGAUGGCUGGGAAUUCAAGCUUUCUGACCCAGAUGAGGUGGCCAGGAGAUGGGGAAAGAGGAAAAACAAGCCGAAGAUGAAUUAUGAGAAACUGAGCCGUGGCCUACGCUACUAUUAUGACAAAAACAUCAUCCACAAGACGGCUGGUAAACGCUAUGUGUACCGCUUUGUCUGUGACCUGCAGAGCCUGCUGGGGUACACCCCCGAGGAGCUCCAUGCCAUGCUGGAUGUCAAGCCAGAUGCCGAUGAGUGAUGGACAUGGAAGGGGCGGGGCCAGCCCCGCUGAGACCUUGCAAAGAACACCCGCGUUGGUUGGACUCUGAAUUUUGAAUUGUUAUUCUAUGUUUUAUUUUCCAAAACUCAUUUUUUUUACAUUCAGGGGUGGGAGCUAAGGGAGCUGCAGCUGUAAUCAAUUGUGUGUGGUUGGAGAAGGAAAGCCAGUACACGUGGGGUGGGUGGGGCAAGAAGUUCUUGGGCAAAUUUCAGGAGACAGAGAAGGGUCUUCUUUAAAAGGAGCUGGCUUAAGGGAAGAAGACUGGAGUAUCCAGCAAGUUUCUUCAAUCAUCCAUGAAAAAAACUUGUCUUGAUUUAGGAACCCAUUAGCCAGAGAAAUUGUCACAUCAGAGUCAUAAGAUGGAUGCAAAGCAGUUCAUUCUCUUUUGUGUUUAAAUUUGGGGUGGCAAAAAAGGGGGUGGGGUGGCAAAAAAGUUUUUUUAUGGGGGAUGCACUAAAAAUUGAGAUCUUUUGACCAUUUUCACUCUUCUUUUAAAACAAAGAGGGACUUCCAUGGGGGAGGGACCAAAAGUGUUUUUGUGUUAAAAUUUAUUUUAUUAAAUUUUGUGCCAGUAUUUUUUUUUCCUUAAAAAUCGUCUUAAGCUCUAAGGUGGUCUCAGUAUUGCAGUACCAUGCAAGUUUGUUUUUUUAUGAUUUGCAGGCUGAGGAUUCUGUCACAGUGAAAGAAAACUGUUUAUAUAGACCCCAUUGGAAAAGCAAGGCUCUGCGACUGAGUUCAGGGCUUCCAGAUUCAUGUGACUUCCAUAUGAAGGAAACAUGAGUGCUGAUUUGGGAACAAGGGAACUAUGCAUGUGAAUUUCAUCUGCAAUUUCAAAAAAAUUUAUCAUCACACCCCUUUACUUCCUUGUCCUUAGUGGGUUCUUGGGGUUUGGACUUAAUGUUGGAUUCAGAAACAUUGAGCCUUGGAACUGAAUGUAUUUUGUGAGCUCUGGUUUGGGGCCUUGGUCAACUUAGGAACACUGUUGAAGUCAUGAGAAGGAAACUCAAGGAGUAAGAGUGACUUGUGUCUUGAUUUGUUCUGUACCUGUAACAUAGAAGACUUGGAAUAAAAGCUGUAUGCAUGGGCAUUACCCCUCAGGUGUCAAGAAAUAUGUCCUGAAUACACAGCAUCCCUAAGCCUAACUAACAAUUUACAGUCUUACUGUCCCAGCAUCCCACGGUGGCUGUCCCUCCCUCCCCUCCAGCUCUAUUAUUCAGUAGAGCAAAUCGUCCAGCUUUCUGAUGCACAAGUGCAGGAAUAGCUUGAGUUGAAGUGUUUGUACUUUCUUUUAGAAACGUUAGACAAGAAAAGAGCAUUCCAAUAAAGUGUUAGCUUGGCUGUCUUUGGGAAGAGAAGUGCAGGCUUUUCUUGAAAGCCAGUUGGGAAGAGUGUCGGGAGACUAUGUGCAAAGCAGGUUUAGGUUGUCAGGGCCUCCUCAUGCUUGGAUGUGAUAUCCUGGUUCAGGGCAAAUGAAGGUUAGUUGUGGGAGUGAGGAAUGACUUGAAGGCAAAGGAAACAAAGGGAAGAGGUUCAAGUGAUCAUGAGAUUUGAGUGUGCUUGUUGUUUCUUUACAGUUUACAUGCAGACAUAACUGACCUAGGUGGUCUUCUUUCUAGUGGCUGUAAAAGCAUCUAAAAAGGGGGAUUUUAGAACAAAAACCAACAGCCAAAUGACCAGUGGGAAAAAAAAAGUGCCUAAUACAAUUAGAAUUCCUCCCACGCUAAAGAUGCUUAGUUAAAUGGAGGGGUUGGGCCUUCAGUUUCCUCUGGAAAGGGGGAGAAACAUUGAGGAGAACUUCUCAGGGCUGGCCCCGUCUGGGACUCAGUGGAGCAAAGGAAGUAGCAGUCACUUUCAAGUACAUCUUAAGUAAGCUGUUGAUUCCCAGAUUUUCUUGCAGACCCUGAGUUGCUAGGAAUGUUACUGCGUGAUUCCCAGUGUCCUCAGACUCACAGAUCGUAGCAUCCCCAUGGGAAAAAGCAAAGGCAGAACUAUCUCAGCUGUGUAAUCUUAAUCUGCCAGAUGCAGGUGCCUUAAUGAAGCUCUCAAAAUACUUCUGGAGCUGCUCAGGGAGUGUUAGGUGGAGCUAUUUGGACCAAUAUUCUUUCCUCUUAGAUUAUGUGAUCUUUUUAUUGGGCACUGGCAAAGCGUGUGUGUCGUGUGCGCGUGUAUGUGUGUGUGUGUGUGUGUGUGCGCGCGCGUGUGCACAGAUGUAUAAAACUGCAGCUGAAAUAAUAUCUGGGUUUUUUAGGGAAAUCUUUCCACAUUUCAGUCAUGAGUGAGAGUAGAACAAGGCUGGAUAGCUCGUCAUUGAUCACUGCUUACACAGUCAGGCAUAAAGUCGCUUUCUUGAAUCAGCAGCCUUUCCGAUUACAUUUAGCUGAGAACUCCCCUCCCGUGAGUCUGUCCGACUCCUCAGUUGCUGUUGCGGACAAGGUGAAGCAAGUGCCUUGUCGUGCUCUCAGCCCGCCUGUGGGCUGACGUCCCAUCUCUCCCUCUCUCGGUGCACUGUUUUCAGGAUCUGUAGAUAGUGAAGACAGCUUUUGUCCAUCUGGCCAACAUGCUUGUUGUCCUUUUGUCUAAAGGCCAGAGACCAUCCCAGGAAGAGUGGUGGGUGGUUUAUACACUGGAAAUGUAGCAGAAUUGUUGCAUUUAUGCUUUUUUAAAAACACAUGUUAACUUCAGAGGAAGGAUGGGCAAAUCUGGUCCAGCUGGGUGAAAGCCCUAUUUUCCCAAAGAUGCCCUAACCUGUGUGGGUUUCGGUGUUAGGGUUCAAGGUCCACUCAGGGGAGGGACUUCCCUGCAGGAAGCCAUACGUGACCUUUUGGCAGUGGGGCCUGGACGUAGCAUUUGAAGUUCAGAUAUGCUUUUCCUCACUCUGGAGAUGAACACUCUGGGUUUUGGAGCAUUAAGCUGCCUAACCUUCAUGGUGAACAAUACACCCUCUCUUUCUAGUCAUGCUGUGCGUGCUAUUGUCUCUCUUGGGGUCUAUAUAAAUUUGUUGAACUCUUACCUACAUUCCAAAGAAAUGUCAAGGAACCAUAAAUAUAUGUAUACAUAUACAUAUAUAAAAUAUAUAUAUUAAAAUGAAAUUAUCUCUAUCAGAAAUACUGCCUCAGUUAUUGAACUUUUUUUUAAGAAUACCUUUUUUUUUUAAGCUGAGAAGUAUAGGGGUGAAAAGAUGUUAUAUUGUGUUUGACUAUUUUCCAACUUGUAUUUUCAUAUAAUUUAUAUUUUUUAAAAGCUGAAAAUUUACAAACAAGAUGAAAAAAGGAAAAGCAGGUGCUUUUUUUUAAAAAAAAAAUCAGAACUGAGGUAACUUGGAGAUGUAGCGAUAUAAGUGUCUGUGGUUUUUUUUAAAUGCAAAAAAAUUUUUUCUUAUGGGGGAAUUUUUUUGUCUGUUUAUUUUCGUAGCUGAUGCUGGCACAUCAUUUUGCUGGAGAGUUUUUUAUAUACUGUAGCCUGAUUUCAUAUUGUAUUUUAAACUGUGUGAAAUUAAAACAAAGAGAUUCAUUCUUAA
Molecule: messenger RNA, 5328 nt
Organism: Ochotona curzoniae (black-lipped pika)
Lineage: Eukaryota; Metazoa; Chordata; Mammalia; Lagomorpha; Ochotonidae
Gene: ETS1
Product: ETS proto-oncogene 1, transcription factor
Exons: 8
Coding region: 465-1790 (441 amino acids)
Biological process (GO): regulation of transcription by RNA polymerase II; cell differentiation
Cellular component (GO): nucleus
Molecular function (GO): DNA-binding transcription factor activity, RNA polymerase II-specific; sequence-specific DNA binding
Source: RefSeq, a predicted model, not a curated record